Molecule: messenger RNA, 615 nt
Organism: Linum trigynum
Lineage: Eukaryota; Viridiplantae; Streptophyta; Magnoliopsida; Malpighiales; Linaceae
Source: the annotation of a GenBank genome assembly
AUGACCCGUAGCCAGUCGGGAGAUCUACUACCACUAGACCAGGAGCUUGAACGAACCUGCAGAAACUUCAAGCGGGCUCUAAAGGUGCGACUGGCUGCGGAAGAGGCGCUAUCACAGCUGCAGUUAAAAGAAGAAGAAGAAGAAGAGAUGGCUGAUCCAGGGAACCAUGAUGUGAUCCCUGAGGAGCAGACCAUGGGAUCCUACUGGACCGCUAGAGCUGCGGACAUGAGGUCACCCAUUCAACAUCCUCAUGUCCCGGCCAACAACUUUGAGGUGAGCACCUCAGUAAUCACCAUGUUGCGCGGUUCAGUGGUGUUCCGUGGUAAGGAGGGGGAGUGCCCCCGAUCACAUCUCAGGCGAUUCCACAAGCUCAUUGAUGGAAUCAAGAUCAAUGGGGUACCCGCAGAUGCCAUCCAGCUGAGGUACUUCCCAUUCACCUUGGAGGGGCAGGCCAAGGAGUGGCUAGACACUCGACCUCCGGGAUCCAUCACCACGUUCGCCAACCUGGCGGACAAGUUCCUUACCCGCUACCAUCCUCCGUCCAAGAUGGCGGACUUGCAGAAGCAGAUUACCCACUUCACCCAGGAUGAAGAUGAGACCAUCCGAGACGCCUAG